AGUGAUAUUUAAGUGAAAGUGCAAAGCAAUGGAGGACAUCACAGUAGCCAUGAAAGACACCCCACUCCCCCACAUAGCUAUCCUACCGAGUCCUGGCAUGGGUCACCUCAACCCACUCGCCGAGUUUGCUAAGCGACUCGUCCUCCAUCACAACUUCUCAGCCACGUUCAUUACCAUCUCCGUCGACUCCUACCCUGAAUCACACAGGACCGUCUUAGAUGCCCUUCCGAAAGCCAUCGAUUCCAUCACCCUCCCGCCAAUUCCCUCCACCGAAUUCCCCCAAAACUCCAGUAUCGAAACCCGCAUCUCACUCUCUAUCAAACACUCCCUCCUGUCCGUGCGCGACGUCCUCAACACCUUAAAAUCAACCACACAGCUUGUGGCCCUUGUAGUUGAUCACUUCGGUACGGAUUCUUUUGACGUCGCUAGAGAAUUCGGCAUCGCCCCUUACAUGUUCUUCACCUCAUCUUUAAUGAUGCUAUCUUUCUUAUUCCAUUUUCCAACGCUUGACGCAACAUACUCAGGAGAGUUUGCAGAGCUGACGGAGCCGGUGAUACUGCCGGGUUGCAUACCGGUUAGUGGUGAAGAUCUCCCCAACCCGGUUCACGACCGGUCCAAGGAGUCAUAUGCAUGGAUGCUGCACCGUUGCAGACGCGCCAAAGAAGCAGAGGGCAUUUUGGUAAAUAGCUUCAUGGGCUUGGAACCAGCAGUUGUGAAGGCAUUAAAGCAAGAUCCGUCUAACCCACCCUUCUAUCCGGUCGGGCCUCUCAUAAAAACUGAUUCGGGUUCGACUCAUGAGGGUGAGAAGCCGGAGUGUUUGAGAUGGUUGGACGAGCAGCCACGUGGGUCGGUUCUAUACGUUUCUUUCGGAAGUGGUGGGACCCUUUCUUCGAAGCAGCUGACUGAAUUGGCUUGUGGGUUGGAGAUGAGUGGGCAAAGGUUCUUGUGGGUAGCACGGAGUCCACACGACAAAGAGACCAAUGCUACAUUUUUUAGUGUACAAAGCGUAGAAAAUCCUUUUGAUUUUCUGCCCAAGGGUUUUCUAGCUAGAACUAAGGGGUUGGGCCUGGUUGUGCCUUCGUGGGCUCCUCAACUACAAGUGCUGAGCCAUGGUUCGACAGGUGGGUUCCUUUCUCACUGUGGAUGGAACUCCACCCUCGAGAGCAUCAUAAAUGGUGUACCCAUGAUCGCGUGGCCGCUCUAUGCGGAGCAGAAGAUGAAUGCGGCGAUGCUGGCCGGUGAUCUGAAGGUGGCGCUGCGGCCCAGAGUGGGGGAGAUGGGGUUGGUAGGCAGGGAGGAAAUCGCCCGAGUAAUCAAUGGUGUGAUGGUGGGAGAGGAAGGGAAGAGACUGAAAGAUAGGAUGCAAGAGCUGAGAAACGCUGGCGCGACCGCGUUGGAUGAGGGUGGGUCCUCGUACACGGCAAUGCGUGAGGCGGCUCAUGCGUGGGAGAGUUGUCGCUAUCAACCGAUCAACCCUCUUCGCUGAAAGACAAGUAACAGCUACCCGUGCAGUUUUCCUAAUCAUAUUCGUGGUAUGAGAUCCAUCAAAAUAAAUCUACAGCUGUUAUUAUCAUA
Magnolia sinica is the source of this 1575-nucleotide messenger RNA. RefSeq names its product hydroquinone glucosyltransferase-like. NCBI's taxonomy places the organism in Eukaryota, Viridiplantae, Streptophyta, Magnoliopsida, Magnoliales, Magnoliaceae. Bases 29 to 1486 code for a protein of 485 amino acids. The record is from RefSeq and is a predicted model, not a curated record. The transcript has a single exon. Gene Ontology annotation, molecular function: UDP-glycosyltransferase activity.